Messenger RNA from Astyanax mexicanus (Mexican tetra), 2782 nucleotides. RefSeq names its product E3 ubiquitin-protein ligase TRIM39-like. The record is from RefSeq and is a predicted model, not a curated record. Gene Ontology annotation, molecular function: zinc ion binding; protein binding; ubiquitin-protein transferase activity. Bases 161 to 1852 code for a protein of 563 amino acids. NCBI's taxonomy places the organism in Eukaryota, Metazoa, Chordata, Actinopteri, Characiformes, Acestrorhamphidae. The transcript is spliced from 8 exons. Gene Ontology annotation, biological process: protein ubiquitination.
AUCAGGAAGCUCACAGUAAACUGCCCUGUUUUGCUUCACCAUAAGAUUAGAUUUAACUUCUGGAUUUUAAGCAACUGAGAGGAGAUUAAACACAACAAGCCAACAACACUCCAGGAAAAGAGAGAAAUAAAGGUUAAUAGGGGGAAAAAGGAGGGAGGAAAUGGCUGAAUCUUCACCACAACCAAGACAAGGAAGAAGAAAGAGUAUGGAUCAAUCAGCCUCAUUUGGUUGUGAGUCCAGCAGUCCUCUGUCUGAAGAUCAGUUCCACUGUUCUAUCUGUCUGGACGUGUUCACUGAUCCAGUUUCUACUCCAUGUGGACACAACUUCUGUAAAUCCUGCCUCACUCAGUACUGGAACAGCACUCAGCACUGUCACUGUCCUUUAUGUAAAGAGAAAUUCACCAAGAGACCUGAACUGAAGAUCAAUACAACACUGAGAGAGAUUGCAGAUCACUUCAAGAAGAAAAGUGUUCUAGAUAAACCUGAGGUUCUCUGUGACGUCUGCACUGGAGAGAAGCUGAAGGCCUUCAAAUCCUGUCUGAAUUGUGGAGCGACGUUCUGUAAAACUCAUCUGGAGGUACAUACUGUCGGGACACUUAAGAAUCACAAACUAAUUGAUCCAGUGGAGAACCUGGAGGUCUACAUCUGCCAGAAGCACGAGAGACCCCUGGAGCUGUUCUGUAGAGAUGAUCAGACGUGUGUAUGUGUUUUCUGUACUGUGACUGACCACAAGAAUCACAACACUGUUCCUAUAGAGGAGGAGAGUAGAGAGAAAAAGACACAGCUGGGAAAGACACAGACAGAGGUGCAGCAGAUGAUCCAAGACAGACUGAAGAAGAUUAAAGAGACCAAACACUCAGCAGAGAUGAGAAAAAGAAACACAGAGAAGGAGAUUUCAGACAGUGUUGAAGUCUUCACUGCUCUGAUGCGCUCCAUUGAGAGAAGUCAGGCUGAGCUGCUUGAGGUGAUGAAGGAGAAGCAGAAAGCAGCAGAGAAGCAGGCUGAAGAGUUCAUUAAAGAUCUGGAGCAGGAAAUCACUGAGCUAAAGAGGAGAGACACUGAGCUGGAGCAGCUCUCACACACUGAGGAUCACCUCCACCUCCUACAGAUUUACGCAUCCCUGUGCAGACCCCCACACACCACCAACUGGACUGAUAUCAGUGAUGAUCCUCAUCUGAGUGUAGAGACUGUGAGGAACGCUCUGUCUAAACUUCAGAAGAGUCUGAAUAAAGAACUCACUAAAACUAUUAAUGAGAAGAUUAAAGAAUCAGUUUUAACAGAGCUGAAGAGAAUCCAGCAGUAUGCAGUGGACGUGACUCUGGAUCCUGAUACAGCUCAUCCCAAACUUAUCCUGUCUGAUGAUGGAAAACAGGUGACACAUGGAAACACAAAACAGAAUCUUCCUGACAAUCCAGAGAGAUUUGAUGAAUGUGUCUGUGUUCUGGGAAAGGAGGGAUUGUCCUCAGGAAGAUUUUACUAUGAGGUGCAGGUCAGUGGGAAGACUGAGUGGACUGUAGGAGUGGUCAGAGUGUCUGUUAACAGAAAGUGUCAGAUUACACUGAGCCCAAAGAAUGGAUUCUGGACUGUAUGGUUGAGGAAUGGGAAUCAGUAUAAGGCUCUUGCUGGUCCUUCAGUCUCCCUCUCUCUGAGAGAGAAGCUCCAGAAGGUGGGGGUGUUUGUGGAUUAUGAGGAGGGUCUAGUCUCCUUUUAUGAUGUGGAGGCCAGGUCUCAUAUCUACUCUUUCACUGGUCAGUCCUUCACUGAGAAACUCUAUCCAUACUUCAGCCCCUGUGUUAAUGAUGGAGGUAAAAACUCAGUGCCAUUGAUCAUAUCACCUGUGUGUAAGAUUUAAUAUGUUUCAACACAGUUCAGUGUUUAUCAGAUGUUAGAAAAGAAAAGAGAUAGAUUUAAUAGAUAACCACACAGUUUAUUGGCCUGAUCUCACUAUUGCUUGAUAUGGGCUGUGUAUAGAGUCCUGUUGGAAUCCUUUAUUAAUGUUUGAAUGAUUUCCUAACAAACAGAACUCAACAUAUUUCAAGAAAAAAAACUAAAAGUACUUAAUUAUUCUGCAGUAAAGUGUAAUCAUGUGUUAUUAUAUUACAAAUUAUCAGCAAUCAACUAUACCAUAUACAAACCACUUAUAGGUGAUGAGAAUUACAUUGAUAAUCUGGUUCAAGUGGCACAUGUAAAGGAUUUAAUAGAAAAGUUAGUGAUCAGUCAGGUCUAAUGUGCUGAAAGCAGAACAUAUGGACACACAUAAGAAUUUGAGAAACAAAUCUGUGAUGUCUAGAUGACUGGAUCUGAACAUCUGCAAAACAUCAGGCAGGUCUUGUGGGUGGUUCCUGAUAUGUAGUGGUCAGUAUUGACCAAAAGUUCUCCAAGAAAAUAGUUACAGGUUCAUUAGAACCUAUACGGAGGUCCCACCUCACAACUUACAGGACUUUAUGAACCUGCUGCUAAUGGCCGAUACCACAGAUGCCUUUAGAGGUCUUGUGGGGUUAAUGUCUCUACAGAUCAGAGCUUUUUUUUGGAAGGAUGAAGGGAGUCUACAUAAUAAUUGGGCAGGUGGUUUUAAUGUUAAUUGUUUUUUUAUUUAUGAGGGAAAUAUUCUGUGACGCUAAUAAUUAUUCAUAUAUUUAAUCAAACACAUACACUGUUACUGUGUUUACAGUAGUAAUCCUUUUUUUUUACAGUGUAAGAAUGUAAAAAUGAGUUAAAAGGAGGUUAAAAUGCUUUUUGUGUUUCCAUAAUUGAAGCAAUAAAGGAAUGCUGUCUUCUGAGA